This is a messenger RNA of Entrophospora candida, 1932 nucleotides long. The record is from the annotation of a GenBank genome assembly. Lineage: Eukaryota; Fungi; Glomeromycota; Glomeromycetes; Entrophosporales; Entrophosporaceae.
AUGGUUGCAAUAAAUUUAUAUAGGAUAUUUGAACUAUCCACAGCGACAACAGCAUGUGCUUUAUUCAUAUUAAAUAGUCUUUUAUUUGUUAACUCACAAUAUGCAAAUGAAGGUCAAAGCUCAUUAAAUGAUGUACAACCACUUAGAGCAUGCAAUGGAACAGAUAUUGAUAUAAGAGGUUAUGAUGGUUCUUGCAAUAAUAUAAAAAGAUCUAAUUGGGGUGUACCGAAUCGUGUGUUUGACCGUGUUUGGUUUGAUCCCAAGUAUGAAGAUAAUUUCACCGGAGCUCCAUUUUUGAAAGUUGAUUCUCGUAUGAUUUCAAAUUUAUUAUCCGAUGAUGGUCUGCCAGUUGAUUAUGCCGGUAACCCGUUACAGGAUGGUUUAUUAUCUGAUUUCUUUGGACAAUUUAUUAACCAUGACCUUGAAGAUUCAGCUUUACAAAAUGGUAUACCAGGAUAUGCAAUAGCAGACGUAACUCAAGAUCCAAUAUUCAAAAAUACAGCAAAUAAUCCAUUUAAUCCUAGUCAAACUCCAUUUAUGAUGAUAACCCUGUCAUUGGGUCGUAUACUUAACAACACAUUUUUCCCAGCAAAUACUGCUAACGCAUACCUUGACCUAUCUAACAUAUACGGUAAUGACUCUACCAUGAACACAGCACUUCGUGAUCCAAAUGGUCGUGGUUUAAUGCUUCUCGAGGAUUAUACAACAGACGGUGGUGCAUAUAAUACAAAAUUAGUAAAUGUGACGGUUAAGCAAAUGCCUCCAAGUCCUCUUUCCACCGACAUUUUUCCAAAUCUCACUCCUCCUCCAAUAAACGCAUCUGACGCCAUGGUUAGCGGUGACACCCGUUGUUCUGAAAAUAUUCAAUUAUGUAUAAUGCACGCAAUUUGGAUAAGGGAACAUAAUUUUUGGGCAAAAAAAUUAUUAGCUGAAAAUCCUACUUGGGACGACACAAAAUUAUUUGAAAAUGCUAGACGUGCAACAAUUGCCGAGUAUCAAAACGUAAUAUUUUCAGAAUACCUUCCUGCCUUAUUAGGUUUUAAAAUGCCACCUUAUUCUGGUUAUGAUGAAAAUGUUUAUGCCGAUACCUCUGCAGUAUUUGCCGGCGCUGCUUUCCGUUACGGUCAUUCAAACAUCCGACCUUAUAAUAUUGUUGAUGGAUGUACUGGUAAACCAAUUGUCAUCCAUCCCGACUACAGCUAUCCAAAUACUCAUCCAAAUCGUUUCAUGUUUGUUGGCAAAACUUUUCCUGUCAGUCCUGUACCUGGUUCCGCAUUAACUCGUAAAGUGUUGGAUUACACACCUGCUAGAAUUUUGGCACUUGCGUCUGGGACGCAUGGUGACGGUGUAGAUAAUGUUAUUGUUAGCAUGUUAAGAGAGCCAACUGCACAAUUUGAUUUAAAGAUCACUAGUGCUCUAAGAAACAUCCCUGGUGUCACCGAUUUAUUUGCAAUUGAUAUUUCUAGAGGUCGUUUUAUGGGUCUUGCAGAUUACAACACAUAUCGUACAGUAUAUCAUCCAGCAGGAAGUGUCUACUCCAAUGCAGCAUGCGAUAUAAAUGCAGCAACUGAUUCUGUAGCAUGUUUUCAAUUAAUUACUAAAGAUGUGAAAGUUGCCACAAAUCUUCAACAAUUAUAUAAAAAAGUCAACGCGAUGGACGCUAUUGUUGGAUUCUUUGCUGAGGACAGAGCAGCCGUAACAACUCCACUACCGCCUACAAUCACUAAUAUAAUAAAGGAUGAAUUUGAUAGAAAACGUAUCGGUGAUCGUUUCUGGUACGAGGGUACUACGUUCACCGAUGCAGAAAAAGCUCAAAUCAAAGCUACAACCAUGAAGCAAAUUAUUGAAAGAACCACUGGUGUUAAAAAUGUUCAAAUUAAUCCCUUCAAAGCACCUAUUGGAAAUAAUUUACCAACUGCAUGUACAGCAUAA